AGACCUCAGUGGGAGGAAACGAAACUGAAAGUGUUGAUGUGGAGUUUGUGCUACACAAAGCUCGCUGUCAGACCGCUGCAGAUCUCUGUGCAUAUGACAUGUUUCGGAUUCAUCUGACUGACUGGAGGAAAAGUGCUAGUUAAAGCUUGAAAGAAUUUAAAAAUGAAGAGGAAAAAGACAAACAAAGAAACUAGGAAAGAAAGACGGAAGAAGACCAAAAAAUCAGCAAGUGGUGGCAGAACCUCAACCCCAGCCCAGGUUCAGAGCCAAAAUGAAGACACUGCAUCAAGUAACCAGAGUGAACUCCAGCCUGAUCAGGACUGUGCUAGCAGCCCAGUGCCUGAGACAGGAAAAGUGAACGCUCAAACCCAAACAAGACGAAAUAUAAAUAACAGAGAGACCCAGACUGAGUCCAUCAGUCACAAAUCAUGUCACACACAAACCGAGUCAGAUCCCAGGUCCGAAGCCACCAUUCAAGGCCAAGGGAAUGCAGAAAAUGAUUCACCCGAGACAAAUGAAGAAAAGGGUGCUGACAAUUCUGUGUCAACACCUCCUGAUCCUGGAGGAGACAAGAAGGAAGGAACAACUACACCAUCACACUGUGAUGAAGUAAUGCAGGAGGAGGACAUCAAGAGCAAGAAGGGAGAACAGACGGGAAAAGAUCCACAAGAUUCCUCUAACCCCAAGUCUACAGAAACAAAACCGAUGUCAUACGCUCAAGCAGCAUCAGGCAAAGACUCAAAGGAAAAAAACAACCAGACAGUAGCAGGACAGGAUGGCAAAACCCACGACAAAGCAGCGCAGCGAACAACGUCCCCAGUGAGAGGACCAACUGGGAAACCCAUGUUCACAUUUUAUGUGUACAUAGUUAUGGACAAAAGCUUCAAGUUUAACAGUGAGGAAGACAAGUUUCUGAUCUGUUAUGAAAAUGGUUCUAAUGAAUUAGAAAUAACCCUGUUCAGUGGCAUGAAUAAGAAUGGCUAUUUAAUUGAGGCGAAAUACUCUGUUGAUGAACAUUAUGUGACGCGUGGCGGCACGGUAUCAUACCGCUAUGCAGUGCAGAAACGAGGGAACACAGUACAGGAACUUGCCACAAGAUACCUCCAGAUUCCUUCUGAUGGCUCAAUAAAAGAAAUGCACCUUUUUGAGGCCCAUAUGAGUUGUUCAGGUCCAGGAAAAUUUACGGAAUGGCUGAGGAGGUGGCUCAAAUCUGCCGAAAAAGUCAUAGCUGAGGACUGGCACAAUUCUGCAUGUUUACUACUGAACAGAUUGUUUGAGAAAUGGGAACCAUCAAACCAGGAGGCCAUGAAGACAUUCACACAACUCUUACACCAGUAUCAGUGGUGUUUUCACAGUGCCAGUCAGCGGGUUUUUUACACGGAUCAGCUGUCUGCUCCUUUUAUACAGGUGUCUGAAUUGAUAGCAGCAAAGCUGGUUAAGAUACUGAAUGCUGAAAGAAGCUCAUCAGAGAGCUCAGCUAAUGUGGGCCCUCUUGCAGUUGGCCUCUCAGUGUUCCAGGUGACCUGUGCAUCUGGUGUCAAGCUCGGGAUUAAAGACUGGUUUGUGCUCUGUCAGCUGGUAUCAUCUGCUCCUGCUCUCAGACAAGUACAAGAAAUGCAAAAUUCCUUUCCAUCACUGCAGCACACAGUAAUCGGUCUGAUAAACCAGUGUGCCCGCCAUCUGAUCUCAGAGGCACUUCUGCUGGUUCCUCUCCUCCAUUCUGUGAGGCCGCCUGGUGCAGGCUCAGGCCGAGUCGGGCCGACUGUGGAGGAACAAGACUGGACAGGACUGCAAGACGUGGAGUUCCGUACAUACAGAGAGAAAAUAAGAAUAUAUUCUGAUAAGAGAAGGAUGACCCUUGAACUGGUUGAAAAGCACAAGUCACUGGCCAAGGACAAGCCUCAUGUUGUGACUGCCUGGCUGUCCAUGAUAGCAUUUGAUGAUAUAUCCAAGUUUGCCAAGUUGACAGAAAUUGCAUCUGAACAGCUAAUUCAGAGCCUGAUGUACAGAUUGAGAGAUUUUCAACUACACCUUCGAAACACUGAUCCUAACCGUACACAGAAAGAUCUGCAGGUCACAGAAAAGAUUCUGGCAGAUCUGUUGAAAUGUGUUGAUAAGGAGAAAGAAAGGCUCAUGAGCUCUAAAUGGUUGGACGCCAUAUUUCAGUGCUGCAUAAACGUCCAUAAGAGCACUUGUGCAAUGACUCGACUUGUUCCAGCAUAUAACGCAACAGUUCUGUCCUUUCAGCUGGUUUUAAAAAUGGCUGAAAUUCAGUAUGAAUUUCUUUCAAAGCAUGGAGAGGACAAAGAUUCAGACAAGAAAAUGCUUUUGAAACGGCUUGAAACCACUCAGAAGGAGUUCAGUCAGUGGAAAGACAGUCUACUGCAGAAUCCUCUGAUUCAAGAUUCCAGACUCAAUUACCCAAAAGAAAUGGAGCUCUGGAAUGCUUUCUUUGGGCUGGAGUGUUCAGUUCCCUCUGUUACAGAGCAAUGGAUGUGCUGUGUAGAGAGAGACUUGAAAAAGAGGAUCUCUGAGCUUAAUGACAUACAGAAGGUACAGAUCUGUUGUCUGGAAACACUAGCAGGAGCUAUAGAUAAAAGCCACGCCACAAUUCAGACUUGUUUUCAGGAUAUGUGCUUCUCUGCCAUUAAAAAGUUAUGCAAGGCAGGUAAAGAAGGGAAUCUUCUGCAGACUCUACAUCCAUACUUGAAACAUGCUUCUUCCUCCAUCUUGUCCUCGAUCAUCACUGAGUCAACAGCUCGUUUUGGAGAAGACAGUGUGACCCAGCUACUGGAUGACCAAUCUGCUGUCCAUGUCCUCUUAUCUCAGGGAGAUUGGAGUCAUUACAAGUUAAAUGAAGAGGCCAGUCAAGUCAUGAACAUGUGCCAGGAUACUUAUGGUCAUUUGGUCAAUUCUCUUUGCCAGGGUAAUAUUCCCUUUGGUCACCUGCAGAUUAUCCUGAAACAUCGGAAACAAUUCCAAGAGCUAUACAAAAAAUGUAAAAAACACAUAAAAUUGAAUAAAAUCACUAUUGAUGUAGAAAGACUACUUAAUCAAAGAGAGAAAGAUCGCCAAGCCCUGCUGGAACAAAGGAAACACAUAGAUGUCCUCAUAAAAAUGGUUGGGAAAAUCUCAGAGAUAAUUCAAGUACCUGAGAUCUCACCACUUGAGAAAGAACACAAGAUUGAUAUGCAGCCAAUGGGAUUAAAUGAGCUGGUGGGAGUACAGGAAUGCUUCUCCAAUGAAGAUCUAAAAGAUAUUUCCACAGGGAAGGUUCUAUACUACAGUGCUGACUUACUUUCAGUGAUGAAUGCAGCAAAUGAGAUGCACGAAUUUCAAGACAGCAAUCUUAUUCUCAAAUCAUGGAUGGACAGAGCAAAUGCACUGGCUAUGGACUCUGGUUUUCUUUGUCUGUUGCUGAAAGACGUUCUUUCUGAAAUAUGGCAGCCUUCUCUUAGGGACUUUUACCAGCUAGGUACAAGGAUUAGUCAUGGAUUUGUGACUUUUGAGGAAGUGGACAAGGCUGUUAAAGGAUGUGGAGACAAAGGUGAUGGCGCGCGGCUCAAGAAGGAGAUGAAGCUUAUGGCCACAAAGCUUGAGAAAUAUCCAGGUCUGGAGAACAACUGGCUGGAACCAAGGUUCAGUCAGAUCCAGGAGUAUAGACAGCUUCACCAUGCGGCAGAGUCUGCCAAUGCAAUACUGAAGAUAAAAAACAGUCUCAAUCUGAAAGGAGACUUCAGCCAUAUAUACAGUCUUACUCAGCUGAGAGAAGAUUCAUUCAAAAAGAAGCCCCUAGUUUCAUUGAGCAAGGACCUUAUUAGUGCCAAGCAAAAGCUUUCUCACGUCAACCAUCAGCACACAGCUUGUCUCGAGGCGUUCCUGAACAGCGAAAAACUAGUCAACUGGGUUAAAAGCACGAUUGAGAACCGAAGUGAGCUGAAGGUGUUCACGGAUUUAGCUUCCAUUUCGGCUGGAGAGAAUGACAUUGAGAUUGACAGAUUGACCAGUUUUCAAGAUGCUGUCUCGGGUUACAGUCCGUUGUUAUACUCCUUAGAUGAGAAAGCAGGUUUUGAAGAGUUCAUUGCCCGUGCUCAGGAAGUCUGGGCUAAUCUCAAAAAAGAUGAAAAACUUCCAGAAAAACUAAAUGACUCCGCUUGUUGGUUAGACUGGCUGAAAGGACUGAGUGAGACUUAUGGCUCUGUGGAAAAGUCCUCUCUUUAUUUGGCCUCAGCAAUCAAUACCUGUGGUGUGUACCAUAUUGGCUGGCCAGAUCAUUUUUCUGGAAAAAAAUCCCUGGGCAAUGUUUUAUGUAUGAAGGUAAAAAACAGCGAAAUUGAUAAGACAUGCAGUCUCGAUGAAUUACUAGAGUUGCAGAACAAACUGAUGCUAAUGUCAUCCAAGGGAGCGCAUGACAAGGAGCAAGUAAACAAAUUCAUGGAGAUAUUUGAGGGAGUACAGAGAAUGGGGCGCAUCCUCAUGCAGCUAUGUUCAUCUGGCAACUUAUUGUUCCGGGACUUGAUUGCACUUGUAAUAUGCAACCAUGAAAAGGACCCAUGCAUUAACAUAAAAUUUCCUUUGCUUGAGAGACAUAUUGUGUAUCAUGGGCAUGUUGCAGAGGAGCUUCAAAAAGUAUGCCGCUCUAUGGAAGCCUGCCAUGAAGAUUGGCGUAGCUUUAUGUCUGAGUUGCGCUCUCAAUUCUAUGUGCUCAAUUAUUAUACCUCAGAACAAGUGGUCUACCUUUGCCACUGGAUCUACAAAAUCUGUGAAAAAGGAAUGCCUGUGCCACAACAAAUAUGGCACUUGCUCACUCCGCUUAAGCCAGAUAGUACACUGAGUGAUAUCAGACUUGCCUUUGUAAAGGCAAAAGAGAGUCGUCAGCCUGAACUUCAAAGCCACUCCAGUGCUAAAUCAGAGUCUGAACAGUCUAUGGAUAUUAGCAGACCCAGACAGCAAGAAGAAAACACUAAUAUUGACGAAGACACAGAAGAAGAGAGAGUUGACAUUUUCACUGAGGGUAUUCUAGAAGAACUUUCAUCUAGCUCUGAAGCAUAUUCUGAAGAAGAUUGUGAAAGUCUUCAGGAGGAUGUUGGAUCAGAAGAAAGUUUGGCAGAAGGCGAUCAGGAUGAGGUGGAGGACAGUAGCAAUGAAAUUGGGUCAGAAGAAGAUAUGAUGGAAACUUGUUCUGUCUCCUCCACACAGGCCCAUGAAUGCAAAAUUACAAACACAGUUAUGGAAACUCUGGAGAAUUUGUGGCAGGACUUCAGGAAUAACAUGCCCAAAUACCUUACACAAUACAUGGACGUUAAGACCCUUGCUCAGUUUCUUACCUGUUUCUCUGCUAUGAACAAACUAAACAUCAUGCGCAAGUUGCCAUCAAUUCUUCACGAUGGAAAGCCCAAUCUCAUUCUGUGCCCUGCUACAGAAUUAAUAACCAGCACACUUGCGUUGUACAUGAACAGCCCAGAACAGGCUUUUCCCUCAGUUGACGAGGUGCUAAUGUGCCAAGAGGACACAAGUGAAGAAGAGGUUGAAAUCUUUCUUCGGCGAUGCCUAGGUCAAGAUGCUCCAAGCCACCAUCAGAAAAUCUAUACAUUGGUUAAUCCAGGUUUACUGACCUAUAAUGUAAGCGUGGCUCUGGCAGAGCGUUUUGAGAAAAUGGAGAGGAGUGCUAGAUCUAAUUUUCGCAUGGUUAUAGUUUGUCCUGUGAACCAAGACAGAUAUAUCCCAUCAUUCUUUAGCAACUACAAGGUGCAAGCAGGAUUGACUGUUUCCUUAGAAAGUGGCAAGAAAUACCUUCGGCAUCACUUCUCUCCUCCCUGUGUUCAAGGCCGUCAACGUCAGGUCUUUCCAGAUGGUAUUUCUUCCUGGUUGAUUACAUCUAAACGUGCAGCUGUUGGAAAGUCACUCUAUGUUAAAAGGAUGUUCCAGAAUUUCAAGACAACUUUUCCAAAUGCCACUUAUCUGCCAGUUAGACUGAUAGAACCCAGUGUUGAUACAGAUUGCUUAGUUCGAACACUUUGUGAGAAGCAGUCACCACUGAAAGAACAAGAUCCUGUUCUCCUGCACAUUGACACUGCAGCUGUUUGUUGUGGUUUAGAGGAGUUCCUGUUCAGAUUACUAAUUCUAGGAUGUCUGAGUGACAGUGAAGGGAAACUAUGGAGGAGAAACACAGCCCACUUUAUUGCAGUUGAAGCACUUCUUCCAGAUUCUGCUGAUCAUAGACAACUGCAUCAAAAGUCAAACCAAGGUCUUCUCAGCUUACUGCCAACCAUUCACUGUAAACCACCAAAGGAAGUUAGAGUACUGGAGAUUGAAAACCAAAAUCCUCAGGUGAAAUACACAUCCUUAGACCCACUGAUGGACAUACAAGAGUUUAAGAGUGAAGGUGUUCAGAGACCUUACCAAUAUUUAAAGAGAUUCAACAGAAAUGAGAAUUUGGACCUUUUCAAAUAUAAAGCUGGAUCUGUACAGGGCAACAAAGUGGACUGUCUUCAUCAUCUUUUGACAAACUGUGGACUGGAGGACCCUUCAUGGGCUGAACUGAAGCACUUUACUUGGUUUCUCAACCUGCAGCUCAAAGAUUGUGAGAAUUCAGGAUUCUGUGAUCCAAACUUUUUUGGAAACAUUUUGAGUGGCUUCAAGAGCUUCAUAGUCAAAUUCAUGAUACACAUGGCUAGGGACUUUGCAUCUCCUUCCCUGAACAUCUCUGACCAAAGCCCUUCACUUCUCAGAGACAGUGACUCUGAAGAUGAUUUUUUAGCCAGGUUAACCAUUCGGAAGCGAUGGGAGAAUGAAUCUCAUCCAUAUAUCUUCUUUAAUGCAGAUCACUUGACCAUGACCUUCCUUGGUUUUCAUGUGGAGCAAAGUUCUACCCGAAAUACUCUUAAUGUUGUUGACCCACAAACUAAAAAAGUUUUGAUGGGAAAUGUAAUGUCACUUGACCUGUUCACAGGACUUCAGAAUCAAAGAAUUUCAUUUUCUGAAGACUUUGACCAGCUGCCAAGAGAGACCAAGAUACAAAAGAUUUCCUUUGUUGUUGGUGCUAAGAUAAGGAAACAUUUUGACCCUGAUCCCACAUACGAGCUCACUUCUGACAAUGUAAUGAAGAUGCUGGCCAUCCAUAUGAGAUUCAGGUGUGAAAUUCCAGUGAUCAUAAUGGGGGAAACUGGUUGUGGGAAGACCAGACUAGUGAAGUUUCUUUGUGAUCUUCAAAGGGAAGGUAGAGAUGUUGAAAACAUGAAACUGGUUAAAGUUCAUGGAGGAACUACUGCUGACACUAUAUACAAAAAGGUUAGGGAGGCUGAAAAACUUGCACAGAGAAACAGUCAACGAUAUGAACUGGACACCAUUUUGUUUUUCGAUGAGGCAAACACCACAGAGGCUAUUUUUGCUAUCAAAGAGGUACUAUGUGACAAGACUGUGCAGGGAGUUCCUUUGGAAGAAAAUUCCGGUCUGAAAAUAAUUGCUGCAUGCAAUCCCUACAGGAAGCACACUCCAAAAAUGAUUGAACGCCUAGAGAGAGCUGGAUUGGGGUACAGAGUAAAGGCUGGGGAAACAGAGGAUCGCCUUGGUCAAGUUCCCAUGCGCCAGCUUGUAUACCGAGUUCAUCCUUUGCCCCCAAGUAUGAUCCCUCUUGUUUGGGACUUUGGGCAGUUGAGUGAUUCAGCAGAAUGUUCUUAUAUCCAACAAAUUGUACAGAAACAAAUUGUAGAACACUGCUUGCCAUUUCAAUGCCAGAGCGUUAUCACCAAAGCUCUGGUAGCCUCUCAAAGACAUAUGCGUCAUCAAGUGGAUGAGUGCAGUUUUGUAAGUCUUAGGGAUGUAGAGAGAUCAAUGAGGGUGCUAGUGUGGUUCUACAAACACAGUAAGCACCUGUUUCCAAAAUGUCAAGAGACUGACAUCGUACAAGUGACAUUUAAAUGCUUGGCUCUUGCUUUGGGUAUUUGCUAUUAUCCAUCACUUGAGUUCAGAGACAACUAUCUACAGAAUAUUAGUCGUUUCUUUCCACAACCACUCAACUCCAAACAGGCACUGGAGCAUGAGAUUUCUUCUUGCCAAGACUUCUUCCUCCAGAACAUUCAAACACCAGAGACGAUUGCUAAAAAUUUAGCAUUGAAAGAAAAUGUCUUUCUCAUGGUGGUCUGCAUUGAGCUGAAGAUCCCACUCUUCCUCGUAGGCAAGCCAGGGAGCUCUAAAUCUCUUGCUAAAACUGUUGUAGCUUAUGCCAUGCAAAGGCAAGCCUCUCACAGUGAAUUGUUCCAGAAGCUAAAAGAGGUGCACAUGGUGUCUUUUCAGUGUAGUCCUCACUCAAGUCCAGAAGGGAUCACUGGAACUUUCAGGAAUUGUGCUUGGUUUCAAAAAGACAAGAACUUAGAUGAGUAUGUAUCAGUGGUAGUGCUGGAUGAGAUAGGAUUGGCAGAAGAUUCUCCGCAGAUGCCACUGAAAACCCUGCACCCUCUUUUGGAAGAUGGCUGCAUUGACAAUGACAGGCCAGAGCCACACAUGAAAGUGGGCUUUGUUGGAAUCUCAAACUGGGCUCUUGAUCCUGCUAAGAUGAACAGAGGUAUUUUUGUUUCUCGUUGGGCUCCAAGUGAAAACGAGUUAGUGGAGACAGCCAAAGGUAUCUGCUCAUCAUCCGAGUCAGUUAGUCACAAAAUCAGUCAUCUCCUGCCUAAAUUGGCAAAAGGCUUUUUAAACAUUUGUGAAAGUGACAACGAUCAAUUUUUUGGACUCAGGGAUUAUUAUAGUUUGGUGAAAAUGAUUUUUGCUGUAGUCAAAAACACAGACUGUGAGCCCAGUGACAGUGACUUAGCAAAGGCUAUAUUGCGAAAUUUCAGUGGACAAAAAGACAACUUUGAUCCUCUCUGUCACUUCCAAGAUCUCUUCUCAAACAGUCAUGAAGUCCCUAUGAUAAGCACACUGGAAAUGAUUAAACAAAACCUUGGUCACAGCAACGACGAAGAAUGUCGCUAUCUUCUUCUGCUCACAACAAACAAUGCUGCCUUAUACAUCAUUCAGCAGUAUAUUUUUUCCAAGGAUGAAUACACCUGCCCUGAAAUUGUGUUUGGUUCAGGAUUUCCCAAAGAUCAGGAGUAUUCUCAAAUCUGCCGCAAUGUGAGUCGAGUGAAGACAUGCAUGGAAACUGGCCGGACUGUCAUCCUCUUGAAUCUGCUUAAUCUAUAUGAGAGUCUGUAUGAUGCAUUGAACCAGUACUAUGUGUAUUUUAGUGGGCAGCAGUAUGUCGACCUGGGAUUAGGGUCGCACAGAGUAAAGUGUCGAGUUCACAAAGAUUUCAGACUGGUUGUGAUAGAGGACCAGGAAAAGGUCUAUGAAAAGUUUCCUGUUCCACUGAAAAACAGGCUGGAGAAGCAUAGAGUAGACAGGAGUACAGAUUUGACACCAUGGCAGCACAGAGUUCUGGAUAAACUCAAGAACUGGGUGAACGAUUUUUCCCAGUACUCUGGGACAUCUGCAUCUGAUUUUGGUUCAUCCGAUGCCUUUGUUGGUUUUCAUGGAGAUGCAUGUGCCAGUGCUCUCCUGCAGGCAUUAGAAAGAAGAGGAAAACAGGAUCAUCAGAAAGUGGGAGAUGGUCAAGUUGACACUGACAUGCCCAGCAAAAGGCACAACAGUAUAUCAGUGUCCACAGACUUUAGCAAUAUGUCUAUGUCCACAGAGGAUGACAUAAACGAAAAUAAGGACCAGGUCUAUGAUCAAGAAGAAGGAGUUAAGUCUCAUCACACUACACCCAAUGAUGACAAGGACAGUUCUUCGUCAGACAGUGACACAGGAAAGGCUCUCCAAAAUGAAAACAAUGAGGGACUUGCCUUGAUGAAUGUAGAUGACAGUGAGGAUGGUAUUGAAGCUGAAGGUGAACAAGAUGCCCAUGGGGAAAUUCCCAAGUCUGUGGAAAUGGAUAUAAAUCCAGAUGACCUUGAGGAAGUAAGGUUAAAGGAAUCCAAAGAUGAGGAGGAAGAGGUCUAUGAAUGUGCCAAAUACUUCUUGUUGAACUGUGCCACACCAGAUUCUGUGUUGAGGCUGAAGAACUCAGGGCUGGGAAACCAUGAAGUAGAAAGACUUCAGAGGCUGUAUUUUCAUCAGCAAGACCACCAUUCCCUCAGAGGAUUUAUGGACAGUCAUUUGAAGAAGACUGACAAGGAAAAUAAGAGAUUCAUAGAGGUAACCACCUUCUCUAGUCUGCUAACUAAAGCCGAUCUACGAAAUCUGGCCCAGGGUUUGGGUCUGUCCAUGGAGGGGCUCCUUUUGCUCUCUCUGCACCAGUUUGACACAGAGGCUUCUUUCUGUAGCAAAAUUCGAGGCUUCCUGAAGACAGCACACCUGUCUCUGAACAUCUUGUUGGUUCAGAUGGAUAUGGAUGAAUCACUCUGCAAAAAUGAACUCACUGCUUCGGCAAUGUACUGCUGCUUGAAUGAACUUCUUGCUUUUCAGUCAGAAGAUCACAACUGCUAUAUUGUGUUUAUCACAAAACUCUCAAGGAUUGCAAGUGGCAAUAAGUAUAUUGGAUUCCAGGGAGGUGCAUGGCUUUCGACACAUAUUGAUGACCUUAGAGACACCAAUGACAUGAGCUUGGAUCUCUCUGUUUUUUGUGGAACACCAAUAAGCAAGCUACUCUCCAAGCCGUUACAACUUGUUGCCAUGGAAGUAGAAGAUCAAGAAGAUGUCACAGUCAAAAGCCAAGGGGAUGAAUCUGCAUACCUGCACAGUUUGUCUUUGGUGAGGUCAUGCACUCAGAAAGCUGUUUCACUACUUAGAGACUCUGUUAUUAAAGCUUCUAGGAGUAUGGUGCGCAUGCACACUCUUCUUGGCCUUCUGGAAAAGGACGUGGGGCAUAAUGGAGCACGUUACCAGGAAAUAUUGCUUAGACGAUUGGUGGUGGCCCUGACACAGAGAGAGGAGGAUAUACUUGAUUCUGGAGACUGGGUGAACAGAGAAAUAAUGAAGCGGGAGGCCUUGCAAGAAGGUGGCACUCUCAGGCACACUCUGUGGCGAUGUCUACAGGGAGUUCUGACCCCAAUUCUGGCCCGGAUAUUAGAAGUGUUGGACAGAGACUCUAACCUGGACUUGGUGUACGGUGCAGGGCUCAAUGAAGGGCUUGUCCAGUUCUGGCUGGACAUCUUUGAUGAUGGGCAGAUUUUAGACCUGCCAGUGCCACAGAACUCAAGUUCCUCAGAACAAGAGAUUGAUGUGCAGUGCAAUCUGGUGGUGAGUGGAGAGGCGUUCCCCUGCACUGCACCUUUUAGUUGGCUCAUCAGACUGUACUGUCAUAGCCUGUGGGAGGAGUCUCAGUUUGUGCAGGGUAUUGAACAGAGCAGCCACAAGAGAAUCCAGCAGUUUGUAAGUGCAGUGACUGGCAGUCGGUUGGGUGGCUACAUGGAAAAACUUUCAGAGACAGAGCGCAUAGAACUGGGCCAGAGAUAUCUCACUGAUUUUGUAAUACUCUCCUUCAAAAUCAAGAGUGAAGAAGAAGCGAAGGUGUUCCGUGCAGCGGUGUUAAGUUGUGCUACAGCUCUGCAGCAGGACAUGGGUGUGACUGCUGAUCUUUCUCCAGCCUGGAUCAUGGCAGCAGCCCGACACUUCAGUCUACGACUCGACACACUCUUACACAUUCUGCAGAUCCAGCCUCAGUUAGCUCCUCUCAUUCUGAAACAGUCCUCACAGAAAGGCCUACCAGACAUGCAUGAAGACAUUCUAGCUCUUGGGAUAUGUGUGGAGGAGACUAAGCUUCAGUCCAUUAAAUCGGUUUCUGAGGGCUUAGUCUUUCUGGGCAGAGUUGAAUUGCUGCAGCCCUGCUUGCAGAGUGCAUUCAGUCCCACUUACAGCUCCCUCUGCAGUCCUGUCUGCCUCAAACAUCUGGAUGCUAUAAAGUCUGUAUGGCAGGGGAUGCUGGUGGUUGCUGCUUUUAUCGAGCAAGUUGUGGUGCAAGUAAAUUCACGUGAUCAGACACUGGUGGCACUGACACUUAAACACUGCAGCCAGUUACAGCGGCUGAUGGAGGAUCGUCCUGACCUUCAGAGCAAAGCCUGUCUGCAGCAGCUCAUCCGUAUCCUCAACGAUUACCAUGAGGAAUCCAUAAGCAGAGAGUUACGUUUUGGCCUGAAGUGUCCCGUGUGUCUGGAUGACUUGGCUGAGCCCUGUGUCCUACAGUGUGAGCAUGUGUUCUGCCUGUCCUGUAUGAAGCAAUGUAUGCAAGGAAGGGAAGAAAAAUGCCCUAAAUGCAGGACACAGCUUCCUCCUAACUACCAGCCAGCUGUCUCAGCCAGCAUAGAUUUGUCCCUAAAACAACAUCGAGAGUUAAGGAGAUGCUGUAAUUCCUUCUUUUUGGAGGUGAUCUCUCGUUUUUGCUUCUCCAAGGAACAGAACCCCAAAGAGGACAUGGUGGAGCUGCUCUUCUCUCUGCUUAUCUCAGCACAGGGAGACGUGUAUAAGACAAGAGAGCUAACCCCUUUCCUGGAAUGUGUUGACCAGAGUCCUGUGGUACGAUCUGUGUUGCCUAAACUCUUACUGCAAUACAGUUUUCAGCAAGUAAAGGGCCAUAUUCAGACAUAUUUGGAAAACCUGGAGGACAAACUCCUGGUUGAUGAGGACAGGAUGGAACUUUACAGACUUUUUGUCAACUGUUUCCAGGAUUCCUUGCUUUGUGUGCGUUUGAGUGAAACUCUGGAGGCCAAAGAACUUCAGCAACGUCAGCAGGAAGACAUUAGGUUUCUCAGCCGAUUGGCUCGUAAGCAAACGCCAUCAAGGGAGCAUCAGCCGGCCGAGUUUCUUCUGUCCAUGGCCCGUCUCAGGAUGUGUCUGGACACUGCUGCUUGCAUACUGCCCAGGGCUGUCAGCCAUAAGAGCGGAGAAUGUGUUGAAUGGGAGCAGAGACUGUUAGAGGAGGUGAAGGCGGUCUGUGAGUAUACUCAGAAUGACUGGUAUAGAGUCUACCUGCUCAGAUCUCUUAACAGGCAGGCGGGCAUAGACUGUGUACAGGCCGUGAUGAACAGCGCCCCCUACGAUUGGGUCUUCCCCGCUGAGCUCCUGCGACUACAGAGGUUGAUUCCUGUCGAGGUGGAUCGAUUUCUGUGCUGCGGUGAGCAGUAUCGCACUGUCAGAAAUGGAGUGGGCCAAGUGCUGCUGGAGUCCAACAGAAACGCACUUAAAGCCGCCCUGCAGAAUGUACGCAGUUCAGAGUCUGCGAGGAGAGUUCUCCUGGCUUUGGCUUUGUUCAGACAGGUAACCUGCCGCCUAGGGUCACCUGACUCAGCCAUAUGCCCUGGAGAACAGGAGUUAGAUUUGCUUAAGGGCAGUGUGAGGGAGAGCACAACAGGGCACUUGUAUGAGCUCUGCAACAGCCUUUUAUCAAAUCCAUUUGGAGGUCAUGUGUCUCACCUGUAUGCUUGUGCAAACAAAUCAGCACAGAGACGUCUUCUUCUGGAGAUCCUGGUUCAUGCCAUCGCUGUGUUCCAUAGUGGGAGUCGACUUCUCUAUCCGCUCCACCUCAUUGCCUCUAGGCCACAGAGUAUGAAGGAAACAUUUCUUCCCACCAUGCCAGAUGACAACACCAGUAUGAUCACUCAGUGGUUAAACGAGCGAAAGCUGAAGAAAUACUAUUGUAAAAAUGGUCACCUGUCUUUUGUUGGAGAGUGUGGGAGGCCAGUGGUUGAGGGAAAUUGUGACACAUGUGGCGUGCGUAUUGGUGGUCAACGCCACAACCCAGUAGAUGGAUUCAGUGAAGUCCAAGGCAAUAUGGGUGAUCGGACCCGACCAGGCCAUAUUCUGGAUGAUGCUGCCCGCAGAUCUGAUGCUCCAAACAGAGAUCUGUCUAUGGCCCAGUCCUGUGUGCUGCGUCUCUUCCUUCAUCUGGCCAUGCUGCAUGGAUCCUCUCUCAGUCCCCAGAGUAUCCAUGCAAUGAUUCACCCCACUGUGAACAAUGCCCAAGAGUUUCUGUGGCGCCAUCUUGAAAAGGACAUGGAUGUUCUGGGGAAGACUCUGAAUCUGAACUGGGACGACACAGCCAUCAUGGUUCAUCUGAUCCUCAACACCUCAGCACAGCUCCCCACAGUUCGUGUCCAGCAGGGGGAAAGAGAAUGGUCUUCUCGACAUGCUCGGGAGCAGUGGGAGAAGCAUGUUUGUGAAACAGUCAUCAGUCCUAUUCUAAAGGAUUUGAACAGACACUUAAGUGAUGCUCAGGAGCAGGUUGCAGCUGACAAUAAGCUGUCCAACAGCGCUCUGAUGAAGACGUUAAAGGGAGACCCUCGUUCCCUCCUUUCUCUCGCCUCUGAAUGUCCCAGCCAUCAUGCUUCUUUCUGGACGCCCCCAGACACCCUGACAGUGGAGCAUCUUUCUCAGCUUAUUGCCCAAAAGCAGGCACAGAAACGAGUUCCCCUCCUCUCGUUGUUUCUGGAAAAAGUGCCGUAUAUAAGACACCUGGCUUGUCUGCCUGACCUUGCAGCCCUGUUGUCGGAUCUGAUACAAAUAGUGCCGAUAGAUGCUGAGACGCACUCUUCUCCCAUUACUACACUGCUUCACAACAUUCCUGCAGGCCUCCAUAGGAAUACACUCAAAAAAAGGCUACAGACCUUCUUCAUGGUGUGGAACCAUCUCAGAAUGGAGCUAGCUAAUAAUGCUACUGUAGGUGUGGAUCCAGAACUAUGUAUGAAGGACAUAACCAUGGACAGUCCUGUUAAGUACCUCUGCCUGAGCCGUCGUGGACCAGGCUCGUGUCUGCACGCUCUCGUCGAGCUGCUGUCAGAAACUCACAACAGCCUGGUGCGAGAAGCUCAGAAGCUCAGCCGCCAGGAAGACAGUGACUACAGUGUUCCUGUAGGGGUGCUGUCUGAGAACCAGUUGGCACUGUGCCACCCAGAAAAGGAGUUGCUGCCCCUGGUCUUAGCUCACUGCCACUACACACUAGUGAAGGGUCAACAAACUGCCAGUGACUACGACCUGCAGGCUAUUGAGAAACAACUUCACAGACACUUUUUCGCUGGCAAGCCACGCAUCCAAACAGACACUGAAAAGUAUCUGAAGAGGCAUCAUCAAGAUUUUUCAGAGGUUUUGAAAGAUGUCAGAAGCAAGAUACCCCAGGAGCCGCUGAAGGCCUCAGUAUGCAGCUGGAUAAGAACAGUGCUGCGUUCCUUCACUGAUGUGUGUGACACUGUGUACACUCUGGAGAUUGGCCUGCGUUUCCUGGGUAAAACUGGAGGACGUGCAAAAUCCUCACUACUGUCCUAUCUUCAGGAAUCUCUCAAGAUGGAGCAGCACAUCUCCAGCAGUGUAGCCGAGGCUUUGGCAGAUAUCAGGCUGGAUCAGUGUACAGCCACAUGGCAGCUGCUGACCUGCUGGAGGAGUGAGUUGAAGCUGAGGAGAGGACAGGAUCCUAUCCCAAAACUUUCUAAAGAGUAUAGAGAGACACUUUCUGCUGAUGGCCAGAAAGAGAUGAAGGAGUUCCUGGACAUCACUGAUGUUGAACUUUUCACUCUGGAGCUUCAUGAGAUCCUGCUUUUAAAGACAGACAUCACCUCAGAAGCCAGAUACCCUUCUCACUGGGACAUCAGAGGCACUCUGGAAACACAUUUGGAUCAAAAAGGAGCCCCUGUUUUGCCUGGACUAGACAAUUUUUCAGAGGAGAUCUGUCUGAGCAUGGGUGCAGAGGUCUGGAGGCUUGCUGUAGACUUCAGGAGAUGACUGUGUUCCUCAAACCUAUUUCAUUGUGAUGCAUAGCUCUACUGUAAGCGACAAGUGCUAAAGUUUUUAUGUUCCGUCUUUCUAUACCCACUGAUUUUGUCAUGUAAAUUGUCUCAGGUUGCGAAUCUGAAUUAAUUCCCAAGCAGUUCUUGAAUUACUACGUACUAUUGAUCGUUUUACGACGAUGCAUCUGAAUACAUUGGUGUACACGUAUUAAUGAUAUCAAAAGUGAUUAUUAAGCCCCCCCCCCCCCCCCCCCCCACACACACACACACACAGUGACAGACAACGUUUUGAGGCUCUUGUGUUUAAUCUUUUAUAUUUUGUCUUAGCCAACCACCUGUUAAAUUGGAUGUUCCUAUAGUUAUUCUUUUUCAUCAGUUCAUGUCGAAGCCUACUGGGAACUGGCAAAUAAUGAGAACCUUGUUAAUAAAAUCUAAAUCUUUCCUUCCUUCCUUCCAUCCCAAUUAUAGCAGAAAUAAGGUUCAGGUUCUUUUUUCCCCUAAAUACUAUUUUCCACCUUUAAAGCUGUAUGUAAGUUUAUUUGAAAAAUAAAUAUUUGCUACCUUAA
Ictalurus punctatus (channel catfish) is the source of this 16258-nucleotide messenger RNA. RefSeq names its product ring finger protein 213b (gene rnf213b). Gene Ontology annotation, biological process: sprouting angiogenesis; ubiquitin-dependent protein catabolic process; negative regulation of non-canonical Wnt signaling pathway. The coding region runs from base 163 to 15687 and encodes 5174 amino acids. Gene Ontology annotation, molecular function: ubiquitin-protein transferase activity; metal ion binding; ATP hydrolysis activity. The record is from RefSeq and is a predicted model, not a curated record. NCBI's taxonomy places the organism in Eukaryota, Metazoa, Chordata, Actinopteri, Siluriformes, Ictaluridae. Gene Ontology annotation, cellular component: nucleolus; cytosol; membrane. The transcript has 63 exons.